This is a messenger RNA of Patella vulgata (common limpet), 910 nucleotides long. Its product is annotated as delta-like protein 1. Gene Ontology annotation, biological process: cell communication. The transcript is spliced from 6 exons. Gene Ontology annotation, molecular function: calcium ion binding. The coding region runs from base 158 to 910 and encodes 250 amino acids. Lineage: Eukaryota; Metazoa; Mollusca; Gastropoda; Patellidae. The record is from RefSeq and is a predicted model, not a curated record. Gene Ontology annotation, cellular component: membrane.
UCAUAUAUAUACAAGCAGGUAAACGACGUGACACUUAGUUGAGUGGUGGUUGUCUCUGGAAGAACGUUAUAUACAGCCGCUGAUCCCCCAUCUUGGAAUAUUUGUGUUUUGUCCGUAUAAACUAUUAAAGGGACAGCUUUCAUCUAGAACACUGAAAAUGAGUUUUCACUCAUAUUUUGGAUUAACCGUUAUAUUUAUGUUGGCUGUAUUUCAGAGUGCAGUAGGGUCCGGUAUUCUAGAAAUAAAGCUUCUAAAGUUUUACGGAGAUGGUGAUGGAUCCAAUGGUCAUUGCUGUGAUGGCAAAUUUUUCAUCUGUCCAACCAAAUGCGAUCCUAAGUUUACAAUAUGUGUUGACAAUGCAUAUGGAUCCGAUUCAAUGAAUGAUUGUCAGUUUGGAAAAUAUACAACAGGGGAUACAAUUGAUACAGACCACAUAGUAUUUGGUGAUUAUAUUGGCGGAAUGAGGAAUUACUUCCCCUUUAAAUUCACCCAAUGGACCGGCGUGGUGAAGGUAAAGGUUGAUAUUGUGGAUGUUGAUGACGUAAAUAGUCAUGAUCAUAUUGAUACGAUCAGAAGACAUAUUAAUCGAGCACCCACGCGCCCCCCACGUUAUACGGCCGAACUAAUUAAACAACGAACCAGUUUAGAGAUCGAUGCUAGAGUAUCGUGUGAUGCUCAUUAUUAUCGUCAUGAUUGUUUUAUAUACUGUAAACCUAGCGAUGAUGCUAUUAAUGGAUAUUAUACCUGUAAUCAAGAUACAGGUGCAAAAAUAUGUAAACAAGGUUGGACCGGAUCAAGCUGUAAUGUUGAUAUCGAUGAAUGUGAAGAGAGUAUAUGUCAGAAUAACGGUACAUGUACUAACACUAACGGGAGUUAUUCUUGUUCUUGCCUUCAAGGCUACAAAGGUUAG